CACUCCCUCCGCGGUUCUUUGGCGGGGCUGUUGGCGUGGGGCGUCCCCGGCCAGCGUCCGGAGGGCAGGGAAGUGCAGGCCGGGCUGACUGUCACUCCACCGCACCCUGGGCUCCGGCCCCGGUAAACUUCCUGUUACCGGGAGGCAGAUACCAUCUCUGCGGCCACCAGUUAGGAAAAACGCCUAACCGAUUUCUGGUUAGGAAUAGUGCGGUGGAGCGUUCCCGAGUUCACUUGAACCUGCUGGAGAGCUGACUGCGGCCGGGCGCCGGAGUCGAUCAGCACCGGGGGGAUUCAAAGGUGAACCGUGUGCUGCGGGCUCCUCCCCCGAGGAGCUCAUGCUCUGGUGUGGGAGAUAAGACAAGUACACAAAUAACCGCGAUACCAGGAGGAAGGUGAUAAGUCCGGAGAAAGAUCUACACAGUGCUACAAAGGCACCCAGAGCGACCGGUCGCCUGCGCCUAGCAGAAACCUGGAAGACUUCCCGGGCGAGGCGGUGCUGAGCAGGGUCUUGAAGGCCUGGCUGAUAGACGAGGGUUGCAGAAGACUCGGUGAAGCAGACAGAGUGUAGCAGAGGCCUCUGUUGCUGCCGUCAUGCCGUUCCCAUUUGGGAAGUCCCACAAAUCUCCAGCAGACAUUGUGAAGAACUUGAAGGAGAGCAUGUCCGUUCUGGAAAAGCAAGACAUUUCUGACAAAAAAGCAGAGAAGGCUACAGAAGAAGUAUCCAAAAAUUUGGUUGCCAUGAAAGAAAUUCUGUAUGGCACAAAUGAGAAGGAGCCACAGACAGAAGCAGUGGCUCAGCUUGCUCAAGAACUAUAUAAUAGUGGGCUCCUUGGCACUCUGGUAGCUGACUUACAGCUCAUUGACUUUGAGGGCAAAAAAGACGUGGCUCAAAUAUUCAACAAUAUUCUCAGAAGACAAAUUGGUACAAGAACUCCUACUGUUGAAUACAUCUGCACCCAACAGAAUAUUUUGUUCAUGUUAUUGAAAGGGUAUGAAUCUCCAGAAAUAGCUCUAAAUUGUGGAAUAAUGUUAAGAGAAUGCAUCAGACAUGAACCACUUGCAAAAAUCAUUUUGUGGUCGGAACAGUUUUAUGAUUUCUUCAGAUAUGUUGAAAUGUCAACAUUUGACAUAGCUUCAGAUGCAUUUGCCACAUUCAAGGACUUACUUACAAGACAUAAAUUGCUCAGUGCAGAAUUUUUGGAACAGCAUUAUGAUAGAUUUUUCAGUGAAUAUGAGAAGUUACUUCAUUCAGAAAACUACGUGACAAAAAGACAGUCACUCAAGCUUCUCGGUGAACUACUAUUAGAUAGACACAACUUCACAAUUAUGACAAAAUAUAUCAGUAAACCUGAGAACCUGAAAUUAAUGAUGAAUCUUCUACGAGACAAAAGUCGUAACAUCCAGUUUGAGGCCUUUCAUGUUUUUAAGGUGUUUGUAGCCAAUCCUAACAAGACACAGCCCAUCCUUGACAUCCUCCUCAAGAACCAGACCAAACUCAUAGAGUUCCUCAGCAAGUUUCAGAAUGACAGGACCGAGGACGAGCAAUUUAAUGAUGAGAAGACCUACUUAGUUAAACAGAUCAGGGAUUUGAAGAGACCAGCUCAGCAAGAAGCCUAAUUUCCAGUAAAUAUCUAAAAUAUUAAAUCCAAAUUCAGCAUUUGCUGUUAGCUAUUCAGCAUCAGGCACUCUUAUCGAUUCAUGAGGAACAUUACUGCUAAUCUGCUGUUAAGUGAACGGUUUUUCAUUUUCCCUUUUUGUUUUUUAGUCCAGGUUGGAGAACGUAGCUGCUGACACUUGCACACUAGAGCACACAUGGGCUUUUUCUUGAUCUUUGUGUCACUUCAGAAUUCAAAGACUCCAUUUGCUAUAGGAGUUCUGACGUGACUGGAUUCAUGAAGGCAAAUGUAUAGAUGAGAGUGUGGUGUGGGGAAGAGGGCACUGAUAUUACCAGAUUAAACCUGCGUGUUCGCCUUCACCUCUGUUGAAGUCCGCGCAUGGUGUGGCACGCGCACCAGGCAUCCUCACAGCCACUGGACGCCUUGGCUCAAGGAUGGUUGCGCCAAGCUGUAUUUGAAGUCGGAGGGGAACUGUACCAAGAUGUGAGCUUUGGGGGCAGAUAAAGUUGACAUGCGAAUGCAUUGAUACUGAAACUUAACUUCUCAAAAGUGUGAAGCUUCGUAAGGUUAUAAGAAAAAUGUGUAUAUGCUUUUCACAGCUUUCUAGAAUUUUUUGACAUUUGAUUUUCUUGAGACUUGUAAACCUGGAUAUGUUGAAGGGUAUUUGUUAAUUUUACUUUUUGAAGGUAUUUUAAAACAGUAGAGCUAGCAACAAUACCUUGCAUUUCAUUUCAGCACUGCUUACAGGUUUCUUUUGUAUAUACUUUUUAGAAUGCUCAUUUCUUUUAAAUGGUUUAAUUUGUACAGCAGAGGAAUGUUAUUGUAGUAGUAUGUAACUAUUACCUAAUACUGAGUUUUUGCAAAAAAAAAAAAAAUGAAUGCUCAUAUGUAAUUGAAAUACUUCAGAACACAUGAAAAUGCUGAUUUAACAUUUAAGUAUCACAGCAUUAAAAGAAAAAAAGUGAACCAAAUGUUUGCAUUCAAUUACCGAGUGGGGUGCCAUCAGUCGGCUGAAAUAGGGACCUGGAACUCUGUCGGCUACACUUUCCUGCAUAAUAUUGGCCUUAUUCAUUUAAAAUGGGUUAUGAAUUCUCCAGAUCAUUCAGUUAUGAAUGAUACAGAUUAUGCUAAAUUAAUGCUGAUUCUUUGUGUGGGGGGGAAACCUCUGUAGAGAACCUUUUCUUUCUUAGAGUAAGUGAUCCAGUACAAUAGUUGUGAAACUUAAUAAUCAAAACUUUGGCUUCUCUUAGGAAAAGAAGAGCUCCUAGUCAUAGGUGUCCUAUGGGGAAUUUUUUUUUAAUGUCCUGUUUCUUAAUGCUGCAAAUUAUCAGUAUUUAUAAAGUAACUGAUUUUGCACCACUUUUUUGUUACUGUGACCACGGCAGAACAAUGUCUCCUAGACUCUAUCAAUUUAAGGUUACUAGAAUGGUAUCUGUUCAUCUUAGUGAUACGAAGACCACAACUAACAAGUUACAAAUCAGAGUUUGCCAGUUUGAAUUCAGCAUGGCUGUAGCUGAUUAAGAAAUUUAUAUAAUUAUUCUUUGCUAGCCUCUCUUACUAAUUGAAUUAUUUAUCAGCCAGUAAAAUGAGCCGCCCAAUUGAUGAUGUUUCAGCAGGUUUUCAAACCUUCUUCAAGAAAUACCAGUUAGGAAAAUAUCUCCUGAAGAUAUAAAUAUAUUUUAUUCUAUUUAAUUAAAAUGGCAGUCCACAUUAUAAUUGGUUUUUCUGAGGCUGUCUUUACAAGAACCUGUGUGAAAUAAUUGUUUUUCUACUGGAAGUAGGGAAAGCCAUCUAAUCUCCUUGAAAAGAAAAUCUCUCGGAUGUUGAGGAAGGCAGACUUGCUGUGAGGUGGCGUUCUGGUUCCUGUGGUCUAGUGCUAUGUGUCUGGCUUUAGUGUGAAAACAUUCAUCACGCCGAGUGGAACAAGCCUUGCCAAGCUUGUUCUUAGAACUUUACACAGCAAAACAGCCUUCACUUCGGCAGUUGUGUGGUAGCACUAGAGCCUUCUGUAUGGAAGACAGUGAGGGGUGCAGUGUGUCAAAGAAAACAUUAAUGUGUUACUCUCGCACUGGAAUCUGAAGAUAAGACUUUGUUUUAAAACAAAACAAUGUGAAAACAAAGUUGGAAAAUUGCAUUUGAAGUUAUGAUCACUUAAUAUAUUCAUAUUACCAAAACUAUUAUACUGGAAGUGGUUUCUUUUUGUGUUAUAAAGGUUUCAUUUUACAUAAAGCAGUUACUUAAUGUGAUGUUUAACCCUUUGAAAAUAAAAAAAAGUGAGGAUGUAUACAUUUGUUAACAAUGCCAUGAAAGCAAUUCCUUUCUCCUGAGGAAAAGUGAAUUUCUUAUCAGAAUAUCUGGCUGGCCCUGUAAUUUAAAUUAAAAUAAACUUUUGGAGAAACA
Molecule: messenger RNA, 4018 nt
Organism: Cynocephalus volans (Philippine flying lemur)
Lineage: Eukaryota; Metazoa; Chordata; Mammalia; Dermoptera; Cynocephalidae
Gene: CAB39
Product: calcium binding protein 39
Exons: 9
Coding region: 594-1619 (341 amino acids)
Biological process (GO): intracellular signal transduction
Molecular function (GO): protein serine/threonine kinase activator activity
Source: RefSeq, a predicted model, not a curated record